Molecule: messenger RNA, 1437 nt
Organism: Aureobasidium melanogenum CBS 110374
Lineage: Eukaryota; Fungi; Ascomycota; Dothideomycetes; Dothideales; Saccotheciaceae
Product: acyl-CoA dehydrogenase NM domain-like protein
Exons: 4
Coding region: 1-1437 (478 amino acids)
Molecular function (GO): flavin adenine dinucleotide binding; oxidoreductase activity, acting on the CH-CH group of donors
Source: RefSeq, a predicted model, not a curated record
AUGUCCAAGCAACAGAAGAACGAGUUCUCGGAGAAGCUCAUGGUCAGCGCCGAUGGCCAGCUGAGGGCGUCUCAAAAGAUCCCCCAGAUCGCUAAACCCUUUGUCAGCGAGAAGGCACUAAAAUACCUCGACAUUGUCGAGAAGUUCGUCGAAGAAGAAUGUAUUCCCGCCGAUGCCGUAUUCAACCAAAUGAUUGGCACUUCGACAGCCGAGCGCUUCAGCGCCCACCCACCCAUCAUCGAAGCCCUUAAGAAGCGUGCACGAGAGCUAGGACUAUGGAACAUGUUCCUUCCAAAGAACCACUUCAAGGAGGGCGCUGGCUUCAGCAACCUGGAGUACGGUCUCAUGGCCGAGUACCUGGGCAAGAGUGUCAUCGCCUCCGAGGCAACCAACUGCGCUGCCCCCGACACUGGAAACAUGGAGGUGCUCGCCAAGUACGGCACACAGGCUCAAAAGGACAAGUGGCUCAAGCCUCUGCUGGAAGGCGAGAUUCGUUCUGCCUUCCUGAUGACAGAGCCCGAUGUUGCCUCAAGUGAUGCUACCAACAUCACUCUCGACAUUCGCCGCGAGGGCAAUGAAUACGUCCUCAAUGGUUCUAAAUGGUGGUCCUCGGGUGCUGGUGACCCUCGCUGCAAGAUCUACAUUACCAUGGGCAAGACGGACAAGAACAACCCCAACCCCUACAAGCAACAGAGCGUCGUUCUCGUUCCCGCCGAUACCCCCGGCGUCACCAUUCACCGCAUGCUCGGUGUCUUUGGCUACGAUGAUGCCCCUCACGGUCACGGUCAUAUCUUCUUCAAGAACGUCCGCGUGCCUGUGGAAAACAUCGUCCUGGGCGAGGGCCGUGGUUUCGAGGUUAUUCAGGGACGUCUGGGCCCUGGUCGCAUUCACCACGCCAUGAGAAGUAUUGGCGCUGCCGAGAAAGCUCUCGAGCUUUUCGUCGCUCGUGUCAACGAUCCCAACAAGAAGACAUUCGGUAAAAUGUUGAGCGAACACGGUGUAAUGGUCGAUCGCAUUGCCAGAUCGCGUGUCGAGAUCGAUGCUGCCCGUCUUCAAGUCCUGAACGCCGCUGUCGCAAUCGACACCAAGGAUGCCAAGUUUGCACUCAAGGAGAUCGCUGAGGCCAAGGUCUUGAUUCCUAACAUGGCCUUGACAGUCAUCGAUCGCGCUAUUCAGGCUUAUGGUGCUGCUGGUGUAUGCCAAGACACACCUCUAGCGAGCAUGUAUGCCCAAGGCAGAACAAUGAGGAUCGUAGAUGGUCCUGAUGAGGUGCAUCUGUUGCAGCUGGGUAGAAACGAGAACAAGAGAGCCAAGUUCUUGUUGGACAGAUUAACGCGACAGAAGCAGACCAGUGAGGAGAUGGCAGCACAGUAUGGUCUCAAGCUCAAGGAUGUGCUGCUGUUGGACCGUGUCGCUUCGGAGAAGGCCAAGCUUUAA